Molecule: messenger RNA, 1040 nt
Organism: Grammomys surdaster
Lineage: Eukaryota; Metazoa; Chordata; Mammalia; Rodentia; Muridae
Gene: Art1
Product: ADP-ribosyltransferase 1
Exons: 5
Coding region: 75-1040 (321 amino acids)
Molecular function (GO): NAD+-protein-arginine ADP-ribosyltransferase activity; NAD+ poly-ADP-ribosyltransferase activity
Source: RefSeq, a predicted model, not a curated record
GAUCAGCCUUGCCCACCAUGGAGAAGGCUAGAUGAGGAAAAAGAGACAGCAGCUUGCCCAAGGUUACCUCCAACAUGAAGAUUCCUGCUAUGAUGUCUCUCCUACUGGUGUCUGUGGGUCUCAGGGAUGGAGUUCAGGUUCAAAGUCACUCAAUCUCACAACUAGACAUCUUUUCUCAAGAAACACCCCUGGACAUGGCCCCAGCGUCCUUUGAUGACCAGUAUGCUGGCUGCCUGGCAGACAUGACAGCGGCACUGCCAGAUCUCAACCACUCGGAGUUCCAGGCCAACAAAGUAUACGCGGAUGGCUGGACUCUGGCCAACAUCCAGUGGCAGGAACGCAGGGCCUGGGGGUCCGUGUGGGCCUCCUUGCCCUCACCACCGCCGGGCUUCCGGGAUGAGCACGGGGUAGCGCUGCUGGCCUACACCGCCAACAGCCCCCUGCACAAGGAGUUCAACGCGGCAGUGCGCGAGGCGGGCCGCUCCCGGGCCCAAUACCUCCACCACUUCUCCUUCAAGACCCUCCACUUCCUGCUCACCGAGGCCCUGCAACUGCUCCGGAGCCACCGAUCUCGCGGGUGCCGGCAGGUGUACAGGGGGGUGCAUGGCCUGCGCUUCCGGCCAGCAGGACCUGGCGCCACCGUUAGGCUGGGGGGCUUUGCUUCCGCGUCCCUCAAGAACGUUGCCGCCCAACAAUUUGGCGAGGACACCUUCUUCGGUAUCUGGACCUGCCUCGGGGCCCCCAUCAGAGGCUACUCCUUUUUCCCUGAAGAGGAAGAGGUGCUGAUCCCCCCUUUCGAAACUUUCCAGGUGAUCAAUACCAGCCGACCCGCCCAGGGUCCCGCACGCAUCUACCUCCGCGCUCUGGGCAAACGCAGUACAUACAACUGCGAAUACAUCAAAGAAAAGAAGUGCAGGUCUGGGCCCUGCUGGCUGGAUAGCUCAGCCCCGGGCUCCCUCUCUGUCUCCUGGUCUCUUCUGCUGCUGCUGCUCUUGUUCCUUUUGCUGAGGGCCCUUCCAGAGAAUCCAGGUCCCAAGUGA